AUGAAGAGGGCAAUCAACCGUAUCAAGGAAUGGGCAGGACAUAACAACAUGGUGAUAGAAGAGGAGAAGAUAAAUAUCCUGGCUGAUGCGUCAUCCUUCUCAAGGGACGUAGAGGAGGAAUUGAGACAACUAGGAAGGGUGGCGAGUGGCGCUAAGAUACUGGGCAUUCAA
This is a messenger RNA of Perkinsus marinus ATCC 50983, 171 nucleotides long. RefSeq lists its product as hypothetical. The transcript has a single exon. The annotation marks the transcript as partial. Lineage: Eukaryota; Perkinsozoa; Perkinsida; Perkinsidae. The record is from RefSeq and is a predicted model, not a curated record.